Molecule: messenger RNA, 977 nt
Organism: Centruroides sculpturatus (bark scorpion)
Lineage: Eukaryota; Metazoa; Arthropoda; Arachnida; Scorpiones; Buthidae
Product: rap guanine nucleotide exchange factor 4-like
Exons: 8
Coding region: 264-977 (237 amino acids)
Biological process (GO): spermatogenesis
Molecular function (GO): cAMP binding
Source: RefSeq, a predicted model, not a curated record
AAGUACAGAAGCUGGCUCCAUCUAUGUAUGCUCUUACAGACAGUAUCCAGAAUCCUACAGGAUAUGUUCAACAUCUGAACGCUGUUCGUCUAAGCUCUAACACUGUUUCGUGGUAUGCUUAUAAGAAAAUUCAUAUUAAAGGCGAAUUUUCGUCCAUUGAUUUAUAUGAAUUGGAUAAUAAUUUGGAAUAUUAAAUGCCUGACUGUCUGUUAAGGUGAAUCAGCUGGAACAACGUUUCUGAUCGAUGUUGCCAUUGCCAGGUCAUGGUCGCGGAAUGGAUACAUUCUAUGGACAAAAGACCAGCAGACAGAACGGAAGAGGACUUAGAAAUAAUUUAUUCCAGAUUAAGAAGUAUAAAAGCAUUCGAAAAAAUCCAUCCAAGUCUUUUACAACAGAUUUGUUAUUACGGAUUUUACGAAGAUUUGGACAAAGGUGUUACGUUAUUUCGCCAAGGUGACAAAGGUACAAAUUGGUACGCUGUCUUGACAGGAUCUUUGGACGUUCAAGUCAUCCAAAAAGGAUCAAAUCAGGACGGGGUAACAUUAUGCACUCUUGGGAUAGGAACAGCAUUUGGGGAAUCUGUGUUAGACAACAGACCUCACAUUGCCACAGUUGUUACAAACGAGCAUUGCGAACUUGUAAGGAUUCAACAGAGGGACUUUCAACUCCUAUGGGAAAGAAAUCGCCAUUUAAUGGAAGAUAUUGUAUCACCUCUGAGCACCUUACGCUCACUUACAGAUGAUCCUAUUCUUCAGGAUGCUUCUCCACAAAAUUUCCUUUUAAUUGUUAAUUUAAUUCUUUAUCGAAUGAUUUCAACAUCUUACGUAACUCACAGUAUUNUCACGUAUACAAUAAAUCAUUUGUGUGCAAAGAUGUGGAAAACUGUUUUGGCCAAACAGUUUCAGUAUGAAAGAUUAACCAGCAAGGGUAAUAAAUUAGAGUUCAGACCAGACAAGAUCGAAAUGGCACCUUUCUGA